AUGGUUCACAGUAGAAGAACUCAUCCUCCUCAGUUGGCACCACAGAUGGUAGAAGUUCCCCGCAGCACCUUUAACUUUGAUUUUGAGUAUGAAAGAAAGAUUCUUGCGGAGGCAGAGAAGGAAAACCCCAACUGGGGGAAGUUUGUAAUUGAAAGGCAGACGCCACCACCACCACAACAACAACAACAACAACAACCACAGCCGCCAAGAGGGCCAAGACACUCAACAUCCACUACUUCUAUGGCUACCCCAGGAGAUCCACUUGUGGAGAAGUAUAUGUCUAUGGGGCUUGGACGUGAAGCUGUUUCAUUUGCUGUGCUAAAUUAUGGAGAUAACCCAACAAAGGUACAAACAGCUGAUGGCUGUUACAUUUUACAGUUAACUAGACGAUACCCUGCGUGUUGCGGCAGGAAUUUAUGCAAUUAA
Molecule: messenger RNA, 426 nt
Organism: Triticum turgidum subsp. durum (durum wheat)
Lineage: Eukaryota; Viridiplantae; Streptophyta; Magnoliopsida; Poales; Poaceae
Source: the annotation of a GenBank genome assembly